Messenger RNA from Radiomyces spectabilis, 307 nucleotides. RefSeq lists its product as uncharacterized. The record is from RefSeq and is a predicted model, not a curated record. NCBI's taxonomy places the organism in Eukaryota, Fungi, Mucoromycota, Mucoromycetes, Mucorales, Radiomycetaceae. The transcript is spliced from 3 exons. Bases 43 to 255 code for a protein of 70 amino acids.
GUGCAACCUGCGCCUCAUAUAGUGAAUCAGUAAUGCUCGAAAAUGGAAAGGAUCUGCAUUUGUGCUACCUUAGCAGUUUCAACGCUUGGUUGCCACUCAUUGUACGCGCCGUUGAGGCUGAAUGCUUUUACAGACGCAUAUAUCAUUUUGAUACGGGGUACUUCAGGAACGGACGGAAGAGCAUCAAAAAAUAUCAGAGUGGCCCCUUUUUUCAUAAUUGACAGCAAAAACAAUAUUGCUACGAAUCUCAAGUGACCGUUCCAGUAUCACGGAGGUCAUUCUUGGAUUAAAUAUCGAAGUAAGCUUG